CUGUGGCUCUGUGGCUCUGAGGCCUGGUCAAAACGAUUUCAACGAACGAACCCAACGGAGCGCUCUCCUUUUUUUGCUGCCACGCAACUUUAUUUUUAUUUUUUUGCUGUUGAUCCAAAGAAAAUCAACAAAAACAAGCCUGCCGCAUUAUGGGUAUUGGGUAUGGAGCCUCGGACGAGCAGCUGGAGAAGCAAAUCGGUUGCGUCAAAUACACGCUCUUUUGCUUCAACAUUGUGGCCUGGAUGAUUGCCACAGCAUUGUUCGCCCUGACCGUCUGGCUGCGUGCCGAGCCGGGCUUCAAUGACUGGCUGCGCAUCCUGGAGGCGCAGUCCUUCUACAUCGGUGUGUAUGUGCUGAUCGGUGUGAGCAUCAUCAUGAUGGCGGUGAGCUUUUUGGGCUGCCUGAGCGCCCUCAUGGAGAACACCCUGGCCCUGUUCGUCUUCAUUGGCACGCAGCUGUUUGGCUUUGUGGCCCUGGUCGCUGGCUCGGCCGUCACGAUGCAGUACAGCACGAUCAACUCCAGUCUGCAGCCGCUGCUGAAUGUGUCGCUACGUCGCUUUGUGUCCACCUCGGAAUACACAUACUCCAACUAUGUGCUGACCAUGAUCCAGGAGAAUAUCGGCUGCUGCGGCGCCAGCGGUCCCUGGGACUAUUUGGACCUGCACCAGCCGCUGCCCAGCUCCUGUCGCGACACUGUCAGCGGCAAUGCCUUCUUCAAUGGCUGCGUGGAUGAGCUGACUUGGUUCUUCGAGGGCAAGACCGGUUGGAUUGUGGCCCUGGCCAUGACCCUGGCCAUGCUCAAUGUCAUCUGUGGCACAAUGAGCUUCGUUCUCGUCCAGGCCGUCAAGAAGGAGGAGGAGCAGGCCAGCAACUACCGCCGCUGAGCCUAGACACACACACAACACACACAACACACCCACACGCAUAUAUAUGUAUAAUAUACAAUGGACACUGAAAUCUGAAAUUCAACAUUUUAAUUUGCUAUUUUGUCAACAACACUAAAAAAGAAACCCAUGCGUGAGUGCUGCUGGAAAAACGCCUUUGAUAGAGUAGAAAUAUCAAUAUUAUAACUCUAUAAAUAUUUUUUUUGACUAAAUAUAAACCUAUAAUAAAAACAAAGCCCUAGUCUUGUAGCAUUAUCUUAGAUAAGGUACGUGUUUUUUUUUUGUUUUCAGACUACAUUUAAAAAAUAUGAAAAGCAAGGAAGAAACAACUGAAAGAAACAAACCGAAAAAAUACAUGUAAUUUACGUUAAAUAGGCAAUAAACAAAUACACAUAAUAUAUUAUUAAAUGGUUAUUAUAUUAACCGAUAUAAAUACGUUAUAAAACCACCAACCACACAUGCAAUUAAUUUUUAGCUGUAGACUUGGAAAAGAACGAGAGAUUAGACGCGCUGCAUAUUAGCGAGAGUAAGAGUAAGGGCGAGAUCGAGAGCGAGCAUAGUGCACAGCACGCCAUGCUGUCUGUUGAGAGAGAGAGAGAGUCGAGGCUACAGUCGUUGCGAGGGGACACGAAGCCGUACCCGACCUGGACCUACCACAAGCAGAACGAGUCGAGCUUAUUUUGUAAGAGAAAACUAAGAAAACAAACAAAUAAACAAGUGUUAGGAUAAUAACAAAGCGUCUGGCUGCUCCAAGGCUACUCUUGUCGAAUAGGUAAAUUUGUAUGACAUUUAUUGUAGUCCGUAAGCAAUCGAGGGACGCAGACGU
Drosophila subobscura is the source of this 1710-nucleotide messenger RNA. RefSeq names its product tetraspanin-2A (gene Tsp2A). Bases 150 to 884 code for a protein of 244 amino acids. NCBI's taxonomy places the organism in Eukaryota, Metazoa, Arthropoda, Insecta, Diptera, Drosophilidae. Gene Ontology annotation, cellular component: membrane. The record is from RefSeq and is a predicted model, not a curated record. The transcript has 3 exons.